CAAGGUGUUUAAGUAACAAUGAAUUAUUUAGUCAAUGUGGAAGAAAAGAGCGCGUGUUAUCACAACUCGUCUGCUGCUGCCUCAACUGAUGGCUCCUAGGCUACUCUCACUACCGUAGAUAUUUCAGAUAACUGCACUGGAAUUACGAUGGUCAUAUACAUUUUUAUAACAAACACGAGGGGAUUUGUGCAUCCAUCACAGCUGUGUGUAGGGACAAGUUGCUGACAAGCUUCGUCUGCUAGAGUGCUAGGGCCAGCAGUGCUAGGCAAACCUAGGCUAAUUUUGCAUUGCAUUUUAUUUACCUUUUAUGAAUAACCUACAAAUUUAGCUUUUGCCUAUUACUGUAUAAUUAAUUGCUACAAUUAAAACCUUUUGAAAUACGGGUGACUAGUCAGGUGACAGGGAAAGGUUCUGUAAUAUAGGCCUAGGUAUUCUGUUUCUGGACAUUGAACCAGGAGUUGGAGUCACCAUCACCCUGAGCUUGUGUCAUGUUUUCCCGUUCCUAUAUGUCAUUGAUCAUAUAGAAUUUACUGUGUGAUAUUGUAUGUGUGUACACAUUAAGAACGUCAAGGCAAAGACGUCAAGAUAAUAUUACCUUGACGUUUUUAAUGUGUACACACACACACACACUAUCACACAGUAUAUUCUAUAUGAUCAAUGAUAUAUAGCAACGGGAAAACAUGACACCCUAUCACUCGGCUGGGUACCGUGGAAACUGGGAUAUGGUACCUUCACGCGCCCCGAGUUUGUAGUUGGCCGCGUUGCCAAUAGAUGGCGGCGAUAGCGCUCAGUGACACCCGUGUUUGUAGUUGGCCGCGUUGCCAAUAGAUGGCGGCGAUAGCGCUCAGUGACACCCGAGCUUGUAGUUGGCCGCGUUGCCAAUAGAUGGCGGCGAUAGCGCUCAGUGACACCCGUGUUUGUAGUUGGCCGCGUUGCCAAUAGAUGACGGCGAUAGCGCUCAGUGACACCCGAGUUUGUAGUUGGCCGCGUUGCCAAUAGAUGGCGGCGAUAGCGCUCAGUGACACCCGUGUUUGUAGUUGGCCGCUUUGCCAAUAGAUGGCGGCGAUAGCGCUCAGUGACACCCGUGUUUGUAGUUGGCCGCGUUGCCAAUAGAUGGCGGCGAUAGCGCUCAGUGACACCCGUGUUUGUAGUUGGCCGCGUUGCCAAUAGAUGGCGGCGAUAGCGCUCAGUGACACCCGUGUUUGUAGUUGGCCGCGUUGCCAAUAGAUGGCGGCGAUAGCGCUCAGUGACACCCGUGUUUGUAGUUGGCCGCGUUGCCAAUAGAUGGCGGCGAUAGCGCUCAGUGACACCCGUGUUUGUAGUUGGCCGCGUUGCCAAUAGAUGGCGGCGAUAGCGCUCAGUGACACCCGUGUUUGUAGUUGGCCGCGUUGCCAAUAGAUGGCGUUAUCAGUCAUUUGCCUUAUUUCACCAAAGAGCCUGAGUUUAAUCUGGCCUCUAUUGUUUUUUAUUUUACUUAAAAUACGUAAAGUAUAUUGUGGUAAGAUUUAUUUAUUAUUUAGCUACAAAUAUUUAUGUAUUUACGUAAAAUUUAUAGGUUUAUACUAAAGGAUCCCUUAUACUCGUGGUCCUUGACUCGGUUGUUGUCGUUGUCAUUCCUCACGCAUGGCGCUGGUGGUCCCUUAGGGUGUACACACAAGAUGAGUUAAAGACCCUUGGGAAAUUGAUCAGCGCCAUCACAACUGAAAAUGAUAACUGCAGGCUGAUAUAAACAGCUGCCACUGUAGAACUUAAUUCCAAUGAAUCCAAUAACACCACCACUACUACUACCUCAUCACCACCACAACACCAUCACCUAUGGCAAGAUGAGUAACGACUAAACCCUUGAGAAAUUAACAAAUGGAUCAUGGAGACACUGCUGCUACAGCAGAGCAGUAAAGGGCAGCAGUGGCUAGCCCAGGGUAGCAACAGCAGUGGCCAGCCCAGGACAGGACAGUGUCCAAGGUUGCAGUUCAGGAUGACAGCAGCAGUGGCCAGCCUAGGACAGGACAGUGUCCAGGGUGGCAGCAGCAGCAGCAGGCAGUCCAGGACAGCAGCAGUGUCCAGGGUAGCAGCAGCAGCAGGAAGUGGCCAGCCUAGGACAGGACAGUGUCCAGGGUGGCGGCAGCAGCAGCAGGCAGUCCAGGACAGCAGCAGUGGCCAGCCUAGGACAGGACAGUGUCCAGGGUGGCAGCAGCAGGAAGUGGCCAGCCUAGGACAGGACAGUGUCCAGGGUGGCAGCAGCAGGAAGUGGACAGCCUAGGAUAGGACAGUGUCCAGAGCCGCAGCAGCAGGCUCCCCCGGGCGGCGGUCUCCCCAGGGCUCCCCCGGGCGGCGGGCUCCCCCGGGCGGCGGGCGGCAGGCUCCCCCUGGCGGCGGGCUCCCCCUGGCAGCAGCAGCAGGCUCUCCAGGGCGGCAGCAGCAGCAGGCUCUCCAGGGCGGCAGCAGCAAGUCCAGCUUAGUGGUAACCACCCACCACAAAGUCCUGAAUAAUAUUUCUGUACAAAAUAAAAAGUAAAAUUAA
Molecule: messenger RNA, 2521 nt
Organism: Homarus americanus (American lobster)
Lineage: Eukaryota; Metazoa; Arthropoda; Malacostraca; Decapoda; Nephropidae
Exons: 5
Coding region: 1865-2260 (131 amino acids)
Source: RefSeq, a predicted model, not a curated record